This is a messenger RNA of Acaulospora colombiana, 1338 nucleotides long. Lineage: Eukaryota; Fungi; Glomeromycota; Glomeromycetes; Diversisporales; Acaulosporaceae. The record is from the annotation of a GenBank genome assembly.
AUGUGUCAACCAAUUUGUGACCCUAGUCUAUGUGGACGUUCAAGCGACGAAUCCUGCUCCGGACCAUCUCGACUCGCAUCGAACAUUCUUUUCAUACAAGAAGUUCCUGGAAGUACGCCGAGUCAGGCGGAAAAGAAAAGACGCAAGGAAUUGGCUCGUGAAAACAUCAUCAUUGAACCACUCGAGUUUAUUCCAUUUCCUCCUAAAAUCACUGUUGAAGAGGUGUUGAUGUUAAAUAAAAACCUCGAGAGUAAAUCGAAGCCACCCAACCGCUUCUUUAUCUUCAGAAUGUAUUAUGUAAGGGAACUACACCGACAAGGAAGAACCUACUCGCAGACUGCGUUAUCGAGGACAAUCGGUAGGUGCUGGAGGAAACUUCCAGAAUAUAAAAAAGACUGUUACGGGGAGCUGGCAUAUAAGGCGAGGAUGCUUUUCAGGGAGAAGCAUGGUGACAAUGUGCCGGUUUGUGGUUAUGGUAGAAAGGCCGCGCCAAAGGAUAAAAAAGUUGCGCCAAAGAAUGAAAAGGCCACGUCAAAGAAUAAAAAGGUCGCGUCAAAGAAUAAAAAUGCCGCCGCAUCAAAGAAUGAAGAGGCCGAAGCCAAUGUGUAUAAACCCCCUUGUGAAAGUCUAACACAUUCGCAAGACUUUCCUCCGCCAUAUACGAGCACGUUAAAUAAUGAGGAGGCCGAAGCCAUUGUGUAUAAAUCCCCUUGUGAAAGUCUAACACAUUCGCAAGACUUUCCUCCGCCAUAUACGGGCACAUUAAAUAAUGAAGAGGCCGAAGCCAAUGUGUAUAAAUCCCCUUGUGAAAGUCUAACACUUUCGCAAGACUUUUCUCCGCCAUAUACGGGCACGUUAAAUAACGAAGAGACCGAAACCAAUGCAUAUAGUUCCCCUUGUGAAAGUCUAACACUUUCGCAAGGCUUUUCUCCGCCAUAUACGGGCACGUUAGAUAACGAAGAGGCCGAAACCAAUGCAUAUAGAUCCCCUUGUGAAAGCCUAACACUUUCGCAAGGCUUUCCUCUGCCAUAUACGAAUGAUGAAGAGGCCGAAUUCAAUGCAUAUGUUUCUCCCCUCGAAAGCCCAUUACCAUUCACAUCGUUCGGUUUUCCGUCGCCUUCUUCCUCAUAUUAUGCAAAUUAUCUUUCCCCUUGUCCGCGGCCGAACUCAUAUAGUGAAUUUGACAUCUCCGGUAUGACGGAACUAUUGAUGAGUCCAAGUGAGUUUACAUUUGCAUCGACGCCACGGCUAGAAGAAAACGAACUUGCUCUUUGGGAAGAGUACUUCCUUCAGGAGCACUCUCCACAGGAUAGUUGUUUUGAAAUUCACGAUUAUUAG